CCCCGCGUACGGAUCGACUCGGAACGGAACGUAACAGAUCGUUUAGUCACGGAAAAGCGAAAACGAUCGGGAGAUCGAUCGAUGUGCCACAAUAUUUACGGACCACCGUAGACCACCAAUUACUGAGAGAGAGGAACCAAAAAAACAAAAGCAAAAAUUGAACCAAUAGACGCCGGAAAACAAAUAUAUUUUGCGGUGUCAGCGAGGAUUCCAGUAGCCAAGCUUUGAUAUGCACAUUCUCUGUGUGUGUGGCAUUAGGUAACCGGAGACUCAAAGACCCUGGUGGACACUUGGUGCCUCUUUAUUUAAUCAAAACACUUCCCGUCAUAUCAGCAAAAGGCGAAUAUGAAGCCAUCGCCUCAGUUGUCCAUCCGCUGUUAGCCGCCGCAGUGAGUUCCUUUUAGAGAUAACAAAACUAUGUCGUGGAAAUGCUAAAUGGAAAUGGAUCCAAUGAUUUGUGAUUUGAGAUCUAGCCACAUCUAUUGGCUAUUGAUUCUCAUUUGUAUUUGCGGUUUGGAUCGAACCACAGGUUUCUUUGUGGACUAUACAGAAAACACUGAACUUAUACAGCAAAGAGCCGGCUUUGAUGUCAAGCUGCAGUGCAAUCUCAAAGGAUUAGUGGACGAGAGUAUGUUAUCUGACAUUAAGAUACAUUGGUACUUUAAGCAAUGCAGCGACAACAAUUGUCAUCAGUUGGAGUCUGCAGAAGAGUGGACUGCCUUGCCCUGUGAGCCUAGUCUUUGUCGACCUGAACUCUGGCUUCGUAAUGUCACAGAGCGUUAUUCGGGACUCUAUAAAUGUAGUAUAAAUCCCCAUAUUUGGGAUAGAACCCAGGCUGUAGAUGUGCAGCUGGUUCGUACUUAUCAACUGGAUGUUAAGAAUACCUCUCUGGCUGCUCCUGAGUUUGUGGACUCGUAUCCCAAUAAUAAAACAGCUCUUCUGGGCAGCCGGGUGGUGUUCCAAUGUCGGGUGCACAGCGAGGAGCAUCCCACUAUCAAGUGGUUCAAGCGACACACCUUUAUGAGCACUUCCCAGUCGGGUGGAGAGGCUGCCACAUCAAUGAGUGCCUCGAAUUUCAGCACACACAUUGUCCGUUAUAAUGGCAGAACCUAUGAACUUCUGCCCGCUGCCCCCGAGAAGCUAGUGGGAUCACAAAUGUAUCUCAGCAAGUUGAUCCUGGAUGGUGUGAGGCUCAGGGAUGCCGGUCACUACGCCUGCGUGGCCAUCAGUUAUCGGGGUCACAAGAUACGGGAGGCAUUCCUGGAGGUGUUACCCGAUCCGGAAGAGGAGCAGGAACUGGGUCAGGAGAAGGAGUACUGGGUGGACUAUGACAAUGACGAGGAGAGAGUUUCAACCAGUGAUCCUCUGGAGUUCCUACUGCUUUUCCUCAUGCCCUUGGGCCUGGCAUUGCUACCACUUAUCGUGUGGCUAAGUUACUUGCUCUACAAACACUGUUCGGCGGGACAUGGUCAUGGAAAGUGUCAGGGAAUGGAUUCGGAUGAGGAUCUGGACACUGAACGAUGUGUCCUAGGCGGACACUGAGGCUUUGUUUUGCAAGAUUCCUGAAUUAUGCUGCAUUACGCUUAUUAUGGUUAGAACUAAAGACUGUUUUGUAGAAAUAUAAUUAGUUUUUAAGAAGAAACUAGAACGUAAAAAUAUUCCAAA
This is a messenger RNA of Drosophila serrata, 1665 nucleotides long. RefSeq lists its product as uncharacterized. The record is from RefSeq and is a predicted model, not a curated record. NCBI's taxonomy places the organism in Eukaryota, Metazoa, Arthropoda, Insecta, Diptera, Drosophilidae.